Molecule: messenger RNA, 195 nt
Organism: Gloeophyllum trabeum ATCC 11539
Lineage: Eukaryota; Fungi; Basidiomycota; Agaricomycetes; Gloeophyllales; Gloeophyllaceae
Product: cation transport-like protein
Exons: 6
Coding region: 1-195 (64 amino acids)
Cellular component (GO): membrane
Source: RefSeq, a predicted model, not a curated record
AUGUUACUGCCCUCUUCUUGCACGGCCCUCGGUCUGAACCCACUUUUUCAGAUCUUUUUCGCAAUCUUCGUCCCUCCCAUUGGCGUCUUCCUUGAGCGAGGAUGCGGUGCGGACCUCUUGAUCAACAUCCUUUUGACCAUCCUGGGAUACAUCCCCGGAAUCAUUCAUGCUCUCUACAUCAUCCUGAAGUAUUGA